GUCCUGGAACCUGGGUCCCUGGCUUCCUCUCCCUGCCCUGGCCUGUCACAGGCUGCCUGGGUUAAACGCACGGGCUGCUCUCUGCAGAUGGGCUGCAGGACGCGCACAGAGACCUGAUCAUUGGACCACGUGCCUCCGGGUCGGUGCCCCCAGCCCACUUCAUCACAACGACUUUUUAAAGAGCUGUGACCGAUAGCUCCAUUCUACAGGUGGUAAGACUGAGUCUCGAGGAACUCCCCGUGGGUCACGUGACUAGUUGCAGGCUGAACCAGGAACUCGAGCUGGUCCGCAGAUCUCCCCCCCACACACGUGCGUUUGCUCUUCCAUGUGGCCUUCCUCCCGGCCGUCUUCCUCCUUAGCCCUGGCUGGCCCCGGUGGGCCUUGGUGGCGAUCGGCCACCAUACAUCAUCGCCAGUUGUCUCCACUCUGGGUCAGGGUGAGGAUUUCCACUCGAGUGUGUCACUGAACGAUGCCAUUUGAAGCGCAGCUUUGGCUGAUAAGCGUGGGACCAUCUGCUUGGCACAUCGCAAACAUUUUCAGCAGUAGGAAAGCAGCUCUGAUUCCUGCAGACACACAGGCUGCAGCCGUGGCUGGAGAUGUGGGGACCGGAGACCCCGCGGGCCGGCGGGCCAGUGGCACCCCAGGAUGCCAGGGGGCAGCGUCCCAGCGGUCGCCUCUGAGCCUUCCGCCGCCAGUGACGCCAGUGACGCCAGAACUUCUGCAAGGAGAAGGAAGAGCCCCGGGAAGGUGCUUCGGCAACGCUGCCAGUGACACUGACCCGGAACCGUGCCAUCACCUCCGCGGCACCUUCUGCGUCUGCUCCCAACCGAGGGUUCUGCUCUGGGCUGCUGGCCGCAGCCGGGCCACCGAGACUGUUAGGAUGAACCAGUGCCAGAAAGGUGCCUGAAGAGCCCCCUGCCCAGGCUUCCUCAUGGAGGAGACAAACCCGACCCCCUCGGUGGCCGAGGGGUCCCUGAACGCCUCCGCCCGCGGGAACGGCUCCGGCGAGCCCCCCCGCCCGCACAUCCCGGCCGUGCACUGGGUCAUCAUGAGCGUCUCCCCGCUGGGGUUUGUGGAGAACGGGAUCCUGCUCUGGUUCCUCUGCUUCCGGAUGCGGAAGAACCCCUUCACCGUGUACAUCACCCACCUGUCCAUCGCCGACAUCUCCCUACUCUUCUGUAUCUUCAUUCUGUCCAUAGACUACGCCCUGGACUACGAGCUCUCCUCGGGGCACCACUACACCAUCGUCACGCUGUCGGUCACUUUCCUCUUUGGCUACAACACAGGCCUCUACCUGCUGACGGCCAUCAGCGUGGAGAGGUGCCUGUCGGUCCUCUACCCCAUCUGGUACCGAUGCCACCGGCCCAAGCACCAGUCGGCGUUUGUCUGUGCCCUGCUGUGGGCGCUGUCUUGCUUGGUGACCACCAUGGAGUACGUCAUGUGCAUAGACACGGCGGAAGAGAGCCACUCCCGCAGCCACUGCCGGGCGGUCAUCAUCUUCAUAGCCGUCCUGAGCUUCCUGGUGUUCACUCCACUCAUGCUGGUGUCCAGCACCGUCCUGGUGGUGAAGAUCCGGAAGAACACGUGGGCGUCCCACUCCUCGAAGCUGUACAUCGUCAUCAUGGUCACCAUCAUCAUCUUCCUCAUUUUCGCCAUGCCCAUGAGACUCCUGUACCUGCUCUACUACGAGUACUGGUCCACGUUCGGGACGCUGCACAACGUUUCUCUCCUGUUCUCCACAAUCAACAGCAGUGCCAACCCGUUCAUCUACUUCUUCGUGGGCAGCAGCAAGAAGAAGCGGUUCAAGGAGUCCUUAAAAGUUGUUCUGACCAGGGCCUUCAAAGACGAGAUGCAACCCAGGCGCCAGGAGGACCGGGGCAAUGCCGUGUCCGUGGAAACCGUGGUGUAGGCCUGCGGGGAGAGCUGUGGGCCACGGAUAAUCUGUCGAUCUCCUUGGAGCAUGAUCCGAGGGCCUCCUAAAUGCGGUACCAAAUGCAUGACUUGGUAAUUAACCAUGAGAUUGUUCUAUACUGUACCCGUGAGACGCUGACUACCGAUGGGAGCGCUCCCGGGUUGCCCCUUCUGGAAAUGCCUACACACGUGUCGAACCUCUGUCGGGUCCGGACUUGGCCGGGCGCUUUGUGUUCUCAGCUCUUCUGGCGACGUCUUACCACGAACCACAGAAACCGCUCCGGCCGGCAGGGGGACGGCUGGGCACAGGAACACGUUGCGGACGGGUUUGCUGGACCUUGAGGAUGCAGAACAAGGAGCUGGGAGGGACAAGGGUCUGAGUCGGGGAGACCCCGUUCCUUGCUGUCUGUGUGACCUCAGGCGAGAGGUGCCAGGGCUCAUUGGUGCCCCCUAGGACUGUCAUGAGGCUGUGAGGACGGGGAAGAGGAGGCUGGCACAGUGUCCGCGCUCAAUCAGCUCCAGCCCCUCCUGGCUGCUUUAAAUGAAGACAAAACACAGCUUCCUGGUUUGUAAAGCACAUGCACACGCACACGCACACACAGCUCUGUCAUGUGCAAACAUUGUUCUGCGCUUUCCAAUGUUGAAUAUAAAUCGAGGGGCGCCCUCCUCUCGCUGGCAGCACGAGCGCGCCCCGUGGCGUGGCACCUCAGCAUCUCAGGCUGUCAAGACAAACUCGGCCCCGCUGCCGGAGCUGCGUGCGCCUUCCCCUCCCUCUGCGGUGCGGAAGUGCGUGUUGGGAGAGCCUCUGCAUACUCAUUCCACGCAUGGAACUUAACUCACAGAGGCGUGCAGGUGAUGGGCGCGUGGAGACCCCCACCGUCCGUGAAGUGGGUUAGGUUGGGGCAGGUGCGCGCCUCCACGCCUCCUUUUCCUGAGACAUUCCUCUCUGUCACUCCUGGAAGGGGCUGAGCGGGAGGGGCUCGCGAGCAGGAUGUUACCCCGAUUCUUCGCUCCCCAGCGCUUGCCUGGCUGGGCUCUGCCUCCUCCUCACCUGCCCUGUCCGGGUUUCAGCUGUGAACCGGUCUUGCCCUGUGGUCUGCACUGCCCAGUCCAUGCCCUUCUGCCCUCUCUAGGGGACCCACAGAAUGGCCGUGCCUCGUGGGAUUCUGCAGAGCGUGAAAUGUUCAAGGCCACGCGUGAGCCCACUCGUGCUUCACCGUGUUCUCCGAGAGGACCAGAGCAGCGGCGAGAAGGCUCCCCGUGGCAGCCGCUCCUGCCUCUUCUUCCUUUCUCAGGGAAGUGACUGUAACCAAGGGAGAUGGGGAGAUGGGGGAAGUGCGCAAGCCUCCCGCUGAGCCGGCCCCGCUGCCAGCCUCGCUCCGCUCCUUGGCGGGUGACGACAUAUGAUUUGAAAACAAGGCAGCUUGCGUUCGGAGCCCAGAUGGGGUGUGGGGCGGUGACAUUUACAGCGAUUCUGUUUUUGGUUGAAAACGGAGCACCCCCAUCGGGAAAGAACAGAACUCUGCCCGGAGAUCAGAACGACUCCCCCCGCCCCGCGCCCCGCCCCGUGCGCGCUGCGCUCGGGUUGGCGGGAGGGGACCCACUUGCUCCCAUCCCGAGGAGAACAGGGACUCGAGCAGGCAAAGACUAACAGCUACAAGGAGCUUGUGCCCAGGGGAAGCAGUGGGCGAAGCCACAUUUAGCACCUUCCUGCAGUUAAGGUGGGGAAAUUGAGGACGGACAUAAAAGUCAUGCCGGCCUUUGAGAGAGUAACAACUCCUUGCGAGGAGGCAGGGCCCAGAGUCUGGCCGUGCUGUACAACCGAAUCCCCAGUCUCUUCCCUACGCUCGUUCCCGAGUGAACAAUCAAGUUAAAACGACAAGAAGAGUCAAGUGCAUUUGCAAAGGUGGAGAGAAGAGUAGGGAGUGGACACCCUCUGGGCAUUUGGACAGUUUGCCCACGUCGUGGCGGAUCACCGGUGCUUUCCUGAGAGUCCUCUGGGGCUGGCGAGGUGAGGGCUGGCAGGGCCUGUAGCGUUCCUGAUACCCACACGACCUUGUCUGCAAGACGUGCUGCCGUGGACAAGGCAAGCAGAGACCAGAAGGACCCCCAACCCGGUCAGGGGAGACAGAGACGCACAGGAAGCCACCGCCUCUGCCGCACGCAGACUUGUUCGUGGACGUGCUCUCGGGUGCCUGAAGGCAGGAUUUAUGACGAGACUUUGGACCUCACUUUACUAAGAUCCCAUUUGCCGAAGCCGCUCACGCACGGAUAAGGAGCCCUCUCGCUCUCCCUGUUUUAAAUGUGCACAUGUGGACAACAACACACAGGGCGGUUGUCAAAGCGGAUUCAAAGUGAAUUAGCGAAAUCACCCGGCGCAAAGCGAACGAUUCCAAAUGCAGGAGACAAGCGCGAGGCACGGAUGAGGCGUUCUGAGCUGAAGGUGCCGAGGCUUGUAGGAUGCCGCUCCCAGGAACGCCCGCUCUACGUGAGGCCUUAGUUUCGGGCUGGCAGGUCAUCUCCAGCAAUGUUCGUGGAUGCAUUGCCCCCAAAGGCGGUGGGCUAGGUUUCGGACUCUGCUAAUCACCCAGGUAGGCAACACUCGUUGGAUUGCCAGCUCCCCCAGCCUCCACGUCCCGUAACUCCUGAAUUUACUGAUCCUGGCCAUCCUGGCGCAUCAGCGGACGCUGCUGGGAGCGGGUGGUUGUGCAGAGCAGUCUGAGGUCACCCACCUGUCCCCUCCCCCGCUGGAUUCCUGGAGGGAAGGCGAGUUGCACUAACAUCCCUCCACGGUGCCUCUCGCCAGCCCUAGGCUGGAACGGCAGAGCCCGUCCUGGGGGAACAGCGGGAGGCAGGAGUGGCCGCCUGACCGUCCACGCAGCAGCCUCGGCUCCCCUCCAUACCUGUGUGACUGGAGACUCCGUUGCAGGUCCCGAGACCAGGCUUUGGUGCGAGUCCUUUCUCUGGGCGUCUCGGGGAGAAUGGGAGGGGGCAGAGUGCCGGCACCCGCAAGGCAGGAAGCCCACAGCGGGGAGCAGAGGAGCUCGGGCGCCCCCAGCGGCGCCCACCCCAGCAGCGCCCUUGCCUCCCACUCCUCCCCGGGAGGGGUCACCCCCUUGGCGUUAGCUUCCAGCCCUUUCAGGCCGGGCACCUUAAGGCAGAGCACACAGAGAGCUUUGGGCAGUAGUGGUCGCCUGCGGUGACCUCAGGGUGGCUUCAGGGUGGCCCACAGCGUCUGCUGCCAUGUGACAAAAGUGGCCCCCACAGGGGUGGGCGUGUGGUGCACCUGUUACGCCUGCGUCCUAAACCUGAGUGCCUGGGUUCGGGUCCCUGCUCCAUUUCAGGUUCCAGCUUCUUGCUAAUGGAAACCCUGGAAGGGCUGGGGCCCUGCCAUUCGCUUGGGAGAGCCGGACUGAAGGCCUCCUGGCUUAGCCUGGCCUGGUCCUGGCUGUUAUGACAUCUGGGGAGUGAAGGAAGCAGCAGAUGGGAGGUUUCUCUUUGUCUCUGCCUUUCAAAAAUAGGAAAUAAAUAUUAAAAAAAAAAACCAAAGGAGCUGUGCCAAACAACGCGGGUGGAAACUGUGGAGUGUCAGCCAGAAGCGAGUUCUGCCGAGCGGGUUUUCGGCCUGGCAGUUAGGACGCCCGCGUCCCGCGGCAGAGCCCCCGCCUUUGCUGCCAACCCCAGCUCCCGGCUCCAGCUUCCUGACAAUGCAGACUCCAGGGGGCGGCCAUAGUGGCUCCGCUCACUGGAUCCCCGCCACCCAUGGAGGAGGCUGGGUUGAGCUCCUGGCUCCUGGUUUGGCCCCAGUGUUUGUGGGCGUUUGUGGGAUGGAUCAGAGGAUGGGAGCUCUCGCUGUCCCUCUCUGUCUCAAAUAACUAAAACAUAACUUUUCAAUUAUUCCUGGAGGAUAUCAAGCAAAUUCAAAUAAACCAGGUGCAAAAGGACAAGUACUGUCUGGCUCCAGGAGCAUGAGGUGCGUGGAGUCGACCAGAAGUAGACGAGUGGCUGGCAGGGGGUGGGGACCGGGAGGGGGACCAGGUGUUCCCUGGGUACAGAGUUUCUGUCUGGGGAGACGGCAAGUUCCACGGAUGUUUGCACAGCGACGUGCCUGGGGUUCACCCUACUGCACCGUACACUUAGAAUGGUUAAGACCAUAGCCUUUAUGUCACAUUCAUCUCACCGUGAUGACGUAAUGAUCAUGCGUGCAAGGAGGCGUGUUCCCGGGGUGCAUGUCAGCCCCGGGCCCAGCGAUCAGCACCAAGCAAGGCUGGUGGUAGAAGGAAGGGAGACAGCUCCCUGCACCCCUCCAGCAAGCGGCGUGUAGGCACCCGGCAAACACGAGGCCCUUCUCAGUGCUGCGGGCCACACGGCCUGCGUCACCGUCACCCAGCUCGGCGGCUGCUGCGAGACCCAGCCACACGCGGUACCCGGAUGAAGGCAGACGGCUGUGCGCCGGCCAGGCCUUACUCACUGAAUUGCAUAUAAUUUUCGCAUGUCAUAAAAUGUUCUUUCCUUUAGCCAUUUAAACGUGUGAAGCAGAGCCGGCUUCCAAGCUGCACAGAGCCAGGCAGCAGCCAGACUUGGCUGUGCGACUUCGCUGCCUCUAACCCGGCAUGUUUCAGGAACUGCUUUUCCAGAAUUUUCCUCAAGGCGUCCGCAGCACACGCACUGGACAAUCCUGGCCUCAGCGGUGGCACACGCGCAUUAUGUCCCAGCGGAUCUCACUUUGCAAUAGGACCAGCAGGCGUCCCGCCUCUAACCUGACGAAUGAGCUUGGCACGAGGUUGACAAAUUCUGUUUUCGGUACAUCACAGGUGACAUAGAAAAUGGGAGAGAGGUUUUCCGUGGUAGAUAAGUUGGCUGCAGAACAACACGGGGACACUGCGUCCACUCGCACCACACCGUGUUCUCUGGGUUCAGAGGACGUGACCGGAAUUUUUCAGGGCUCGGGGAAGCAAUGUUCACGCAGAGGAAUUUGUGUUGGGUUUUUAGAAGAUAGCGUGCAGACUUGGCCGGCGCCGCGGCUCACUAGGCUAAUCCUCCGCCUAGCGGCGCCGGCACACCGGGUUCUAGUCCCAGUCGGGGCGCCGGAUUCUGUCCCGGUUGCCCCUCUUCCAGGCCAGCUCUCUGCUGUGGCCCAGGAGUGCAGUGGAGGAUGGCCCAGGUGCUUGGGCCCUGCACCCCGUGGGAGACCAGGAAAAGCACCUGGCUCCUGGCUCCUGCCGUCGGAUCAGCGCGGUGCGGCAGCCGCAGCGCGCCGGCCGUGGCGGCCAUUGGAGGGUGAACCAACGGCAAAGGAAGACCUUUCUCUCUGUCUCUCUCUCUCACUGUCCACUCUGCCUGUCAAAACAAAACAAAACAAAACAAAACAAAAAAAACAACAACAACAAAAAAAGAAGAUAGCGUGCAGACUGAAUGAACUCAAACCCGGAGCAUCCCUAGUACUGUCAGCAGCUACAAGCUCUGCCCUGCUGUCCUGGGGAGCUGCACCCCGAUUGUGCGAUCAGGGUUUCGGAAGCCCAAUUGCAAGUGUUGCACUCACACUGGUUUCUUGCCUUUGCAAUGAUUCGCAGGCUCAAAGCUCUCCUAAGGCACUGAGAGUGAAGGGGCGUGUAACGGAGAUGGUGAAAGUCUCCCAGGCUCCUCCACUCUGCCUGAAAGCGGUUGGAGGAGCAGGGGUUGGGGGAGCCUACUUUGUCUCUCUCUCUCUCCUUCCAAGGGGCGAGGACAGAGAGUCCGGGCUCAGUGACGGGGCCACGAAGCCAGCAAGGCCAAGACAAGGGCGUGUUUAGCACCCGGCAAUCCUGCCUUUCGCCUCUGCAGACUGAGGACUAGGGUUUUUCCCAGCUGACUCCAGCCUGGAGCCCUCUUGGUUCAGAUGUGCGAGGUAGAAAAAGCUGCAGUGCUUGUCCGUGGGUCUGGCGGGCCGGGGACUGCCCCAGAGGAAGGAGGGCUGCUCAGCCACUCCACCCCCACCCUCACCCCCACCCCCACUGCAGCCGCCCUCCCACCUCCCCACUCCCCGGUGGGCCCUGCAGACUGCCGGGUCUGGAAGCUUGUGCCCCGCAGCGAGAUGGCAUCAGGAGGGGGCCCUUGGGGAACCGGCGAGGUUGGAGAGGGGAGCCUCAGGACUGGGGCAAGUGUCCUCAGAAAAGUGGUGCCUCCCGCCCCCCGGGGCGGCUCUCGGCUCCUGGGUCUUGAUUCGCCAGCUUCCGGGACCGGGAGAAACAAAUUCUUCCUGUCGAUGGUGUUCUGUUAAAAUGGCCAUAACAGGGGCCGGCGCUGUGGCUCACUUGGUUAAUCCUCUGCCUGCAGCGCUGGCAUCCUAUAUGGGCGCCGGGUUCUGGUCCCGGUUGCUCCUCUUCCAGUCCAGCUCUCUGCUGUGGCCCAGGAAGGCAGUGGAGGAUGGCCCAAGUGUUUGGGCUCCUGCACCCGCAUGGGAGACCAGGAGGCAGCACCUGGCUCCUGGCUUCAGAUGGGUGUAGUUCCGGCCGUGGCAGCCAUUUAGGGGGUGAACCAAUGGAAGGAAGACCUUCUCUCUGUCUCUCUCUCAUUGUCUAACUCUGCCUGUCUAAUAAAAAAAAAUGGCCCAAACAGACGGAGACACUGGCUGUCAGUCAUUUUCCUUCCUGGUCACACGGUUGGGUGACCUGAGACGCCUGGGCAGUGCCUGUGGAGGUGGAUCCACAUGGAGGGUUGCAGAGACAUCAGUGCACCCUGGGCCCGGCACACACCGGCCUCGCCCCGGGGGGGAGUAGGGCAGCAGCACCCAGGCCAUCGCUCUGAUCACAAGUGAUGACCCCAGGCUGCCCAUUAAACCUGGCCUGAGUUCUCCCAGGAAAGGGACGGGUAGGGGAGGCGAGGGCCUUGCCAACUUGCCAUUGCUGACACAGCACGUGCUGCCCCUGGAGCCUGGGCUGUGGCCACCAGGACGACAUCCUG
This is a messenger RNA of Oryctolagus cuniculus (rabbit), 8853 nucleotides long. The record is from RefSeq and is a predicted model, not a curated record. NCBI's taxonomy places the organism in Eukaryota, Metazoa, Chordata, Mammalia, Lagomorpha, Leporidae.